This is a messenger RNA of Balaenoptera acutorostrata (minke whale), 2128 nucleotides long. RefSeq names its product zinc finger protein 511 (gene ZNF511). The coding region runs from base 1 to 879 and encodes 292 amino acids. The transcript is spliced from 7 exons. The record is from RefSeq and is a predicted model, not a curated record. Lineage: Eukaryota; Metazoa; Chordata; Mammalia; Artiodactyla; Balaenopteridae.
AUGCAGCUGCCACCCGCGCUGCACGCACGCCUGGCGGGGGCACCCGGGUCGGCCGAGCCUCUACCCGUGGAGCGGGACCCCGCGGCCGGGACCACGCCCUUCAGCUUCGCGCCGCGCCUGGUGCGCUUCCCACGGGAGCACGACUUCUUCGAGGACGGGGACGUGCAGCGGCACCUCUACCUCCAGGAUGUGCUCACGCAGGUGGGCGGGGCGCCCGAGAGGCCCAGGCGUCCCUCCGCCAGGGUGCCCGAGUUCACCUGUCAGGUGGCCGGCUGCUGCCAGGUGUUCGACGCCCUGGAGGACUACGAGCACCACUACCACGCUCUGCACAGAAACGUCUGCUCCUUCUGCAAGCGGGCUUUCCCUUCCGGCCACCUGCUGGACACCCACAUCCUCGAGUGGCAUGACUCCCUCUUCCAGAUUCUGGCCGAGCGGCAGGACAUGUAUCAGUGCCUGGUGGAGGGCUGCACAGAGAAGUUCAGAACCAGCAGAGACCGGAAGGAGCACCUGGUGAUGCGUCAUCUCUACCCUGCGGACUUCCGCUUCGAUAAACCGAGGAGGAGCAGAGGACAGGACUUUGCUGUUGACAGUAGAAUAAUCUGGAGAACCGACUUCAGUAUGGGAGAUUUUUAUAAGGCCUUGAGUAUAAGCCCAGCCGUGCCCGGUGCCGCUGAGCAGGUGUUGGCAGAAGCCCUGGGGGAUGACCGGGCACCGUCGGAAGGCGACGCCAUGGAAGUCUGCUCUGAACACGUGGAGCCCUCGCCAGAACCCGCGGGAGAGAGGCGGGCCUACAGCCACAGGAUACCAUCUACCAUCUGUUUUGGUCAAGGUGCCUCACGAGGAUUUAAAAGUGCCAAGAAGAGAAAUAAGCACCAGUAACGGCGGUUCCUCUGCGGCCCUGUGGCGGUGUUGCCAGGCUUUUCCUCUCGCCCCGCGGGGGCCCCAGGACGCUGGCCCGUGCCGCCCUCCAUGUCGCGUGCCCGUGACCAACUGAACGAGGCCGGUGGCUAUGUGGGAAGCCGUGGGGGAGCCGCGGAUUCCGGGAAGGGCCCCCUCGUGCGGUGACUGGGGUGUGGGGAGCGGCCCCCGCCCCCCAACGUCCUUGUGAAACAUGUGGAGUAAAUGGUUAUCAUUAGCGGUCUCUGGUCGGAGUUCUGUGUUGGGGGGAGGGAGGUCAGCAGCAAUUACUGGCGAGGACUUUGUUCUCAGCGGCCACGUCUCAGAGGGGGUGACUGGCUUGCGCAGCUCAUCGGGGCUGCAAGGGAGAUGCCCGUGGUCCUCGCACCCGCGCUCGGCAAGGUGAGCAGAAGCCUUGGGUGGGGCUGGGGAGCCGGGAGGGACCUGGGCCGGGGAGGGCGGAGCGCAGACCUAGGCGGGCGGCUGGCUUGCCUCCGAUUUGACGGCAUCAGAGCCCCCGGGCUGGACCUGGGGAGUGGGGACCCACCAGCCAGCUGUCCCCCUGCGGUGCCCAGUGCUGUCGUGCCCGCCCGAGGCCCCGCUCGGCCCGCUCCCACUCUGGGCUCCGGUCUGGUGGGGGCAGCGGGUGCUGGCCUGCGACCGCCGCCGCCAAGCCCUGUGCACAGCUCUGCAGACACGGGUCGGGGCUGGUGGUUGUCAGUUUAAAGUUGUUCUUUGCAAGAUUGCUUGUCUCCUUUUUGUCUGUUGUGGUUCCACUGAGAUGUCAGGGGAAGGUCCUCGUCGCCCGACCUGCUCGUUGUUGAAUGUUUUGAAUCUGGGUUUUCUCUCUUCAGAUACUGUCUUUCCUCCAAUCUCUGUUCCUUCUCCUUCUAAAACCCCAACCAAAUGUACGUCAGACACCCUCCCUCUGUCUUCUAACAGCCCUUCCGUAUUUCCCUUUCCUUAUCUUUGCUACAUUCUGGAUAAUUUCUUAAGAUCCACUUUUCAGUUCACUAAUUUUCUGAUCAGCUGUUAUCAAAUGUGCUGUUGAACUCAUUCAGUGUUUAAUUUCCAUAGGUACGAUUUUCAAUUCUUUAAGUUCUAUGUUGUUGUUCUAACUUGCUGGACUUUAUAGCUUUUGUUUAUCACAUUUUCAACUCAUUCUUUUCUUUUUUAACAUGUUAAACUUAUUGUACAUUCUCUGGUUGAUAAUAUCAAUGUUUGAAGGCUC